This is a messenger RNA of Vespula pensylvanica (western yellowjacket), 1914 nucleotides long. RefSeq names its product hydroxylysine kinase. The coding region runs from base 368 to 1441 and encodes 357 amino acids. The transcript has 2 exons. NCBI's taxonomy places the organism in Eukaryota, Metazoa, Arthropoda, Insecta, Hymenoptera, Vespidae. The record is from RefSeq and is a predicted model, not a curated record. Gene Ontology annotation, molecular function: amino acid kinase activity.
CAAAGAGAUAAUAGAACGUAGACGUAUUUCUGUGUAAAUUUAUGAGUGAAACGAGUAUGUAGUUUAGCGAAGUUGUACAAUUAAGAGAUACGUGACUAAAAGUCGUCGACAUGAUGGUAGUACCCUCUCGUCUUCUUGUUGGCUCUCACAAUGUUACAGUAUGAAUUACAUCCGCGUCAGAGACGAUUGUGUCGUUUAACUUUUUAAACGACUUCUUCCCUUUCGAGUGAAGACAUCGUACGGAUUGUAUCGUUCGACAACGUAUGCAUAUAUAAAUGGUUUCCACGAGAAUAAUUACCGAUUUCAUUGUGAAAGAUUGAUCGCCGUUAAAUAAUAUCGUCAUCUUCGAACAACGAGGAUAAAAAUAAUGGAGAAAAGUAACAUGCUGCUAUCACCUGGUCAACGUAUACGUCCAAAUAUGAACGAAGAAACUGUAAUCGAUCUUCUAUCCAAGAUCUAUGGUCUAACAGCUAUGAGUAUCAAAGAGCUAAAUGCUUACGACGAUAAAAAUUAUCACGUACAUUGUAAGGAAUUACACGAGAAUCCUUAUAUAUCCGAGAUAAGCGAACACGGCUACGUUUUAAAAAUUAUAAAUUCCUUGGAUUCUCGAAAUACUCAUGUCAUAGAUGCGCAGACCGAAAUGUUGAUAUUUUUGAACGGUCAAUUCAAUUGUCCAAUUCCUGUUAAAAACUUGAACGGUACGUAUUACAACUUGGAGAAGACAAAUGAUUCCGAGGAGAGUCACGCGAUAAGACUUUUCAUUUAUCAGCCUGGUCAAUUAUUGACACAUGCAUCUUGGAAUAAGGAAUUACUUUACAAGGUCGGCCAUUUAGCGGCCGAUCUCGACUUGAGACUUUCGAAAUUUUAUCAUCCGGCUUUCGAGCAUCACAGAACGAUAUGGAUGUUGAUGUCGAUGUCAAAAUUACAUUUAUUUGUAUUUGCUGUGCCAGACGAGAAACGAAGACAAUUGGCGAGCGAUGUGAUCGAUACGUUUGAAAGAAAUGUAUUAAAGUUCGUACCGAUUCUCGAACAGGGCAUGAUACACGGCGAUUUAAACGAACAAAAUAUUCUGGUUAAUAAGGAGGGUACCGAUAUCGUAGCUAUUAUCGAUUUCGGUGACUCACAAAAAACUUGUCUGAUAUUUGAACUGGCUAUUGCUAUUUGUUACAUGUUACUCGAACGUAAAGAUAUAACCGAAGGUAAACACGUUAUCGAGGGAUAUCAAAGCGUUAGGAAAUUGACGGAUUUAGAAAAAAAAAUUCUCAAGGUCUGUGUUUGCGCUAGGAUAUGUCAGAGUUUGGUGAUGGGCGCCUAUUCGCAUUUAAACGAUCCCAAGAAUAAAUAUAUUCUUACCACGCAAAAAAAUGGCUGGUCAUUGCUCCAAGAACUUUGGCCAAUCAGCGACGAUGAAAUAUUCAAGAUUUGGGAUCUUUCUAAUUAAAAAAUAUAAAUAAUUAUUUUUUUAUCGAUCGCGUGUGAUAUUAUCUUUUGCACUUAAAUCGUUUCGUUUUUCAUAUUUUCGAAUGAUGUGUCAAUUGAACGAGCAAUAAAUUAAUAUUAAUUAUAUAAUAGUCAUUGUUGGAACAAUAUUAUACGUGGUAUAGUAUUAUAGUAUACUGUUGGGAAGAACAAUGUUAUGAUUUAUGCAGUGAUAUAUCCUCUGGUUUUAUUCGCAUUAGGCAAUUACAUAUUUACAUAGAUAGAAUGAACAAUAAUAAUGCUCUUCUCAACCAGUACUAAUAAUAAUAAUAAUAAUAAUAAUAAUAAUAAUAAUAAUAAUAAUAAUAAUUAUAAUAAUAGUAAUAAUAAUAAUAAUAAUAAUAAUAAUAAUAAUGAUAAUAAUAAUAAUAAUAAUAAUUCAUAAUUAUUAUAACGAUAAUAAUAUAUACGGAGAAAUGUUUCAAUAAAUUGUUU